Rhinichthys klamathensis goyatoka is the source of this 3844-nucleotide messenger RNA. It is a transcript of the gene ppfibp2b, whose product is annotated as PPFIA binding protein 2b. Gene Ontology annotation, cellular component: presynaptic active zone. The transcript is spliced from 29 exons. NCBI's taxonomy places the organism in Eukaryota, Metazoa, Chordata, Actinopteri, Cypriniformes, Leuciscidae. Gene Ontology annotation, molecular function: protein binding. Bases 146 to 3244 code for a protein of 1032 amino acids. Gene Ontology annotation, biological process: neuromuscular junction development. The record is from RefSeq and is a predicted model, not a curated record.
AUAUUGGAGCAACGCAGUUCGAUGAUAACAGAUGAGCGGGACGCCAGCUGACAACAAGAGGAUUUAAAAUCGGCCAGGAUCGGAAAUUACUUACAAUACAGGUCGCUGAGAAGCAAACCAGCAGAUGCAGUAGACGGCUGGCGCCAUGGCCUCAGAUGCAAGUCACAUGUUAGAAGCAGCCUUGGAACAAAUGGAUGAUAUUAUUGCUGGUUCCAAGGCUGCGGUGGAGUUCAGUAACGGGCUCUAUGACCUGGGCUCUCCUGUGAGUGUCGGGCCCCUGCAGGUUCUCCAGCUGGCUGAGGAGCUGAGACUGACACUGGAGCUGCAGGUCGGGGACGAGGACCGCAAGUCACUGCGCUCCCAGCUGCCCUGCACCACCGCACAGAGCCUCAUGGAGUGGCUGGAGAAAGGAUCGGUUAACCUCCAGUCCUCGAGCAACAAUGAGACCUAUCAAGAACGGCUGGCGAGAUUAGAAGGGGACAAAGAGUCUCUGGUUCUCCAGGUGAGUGUCCUCACUGACCAGGUUGAAGCUCAAGGAGAAAAGAUCAGAGAUCUGGAAAGUUCCCUGGAAGAACACCACCACAAACUCAUUUCCACUGAGGAAAUGCUCCAGCAGGAGCUCUUCAGCCGAACCUCACUGGAGACGCAGAAACUGGAACUGGUGGAUGAAGUUUCCUAUCUGAAACUCAAGCUUGUCGGCAUGGAGGAGGAACACAACCACAUAGAUGAAGAGAACAAACAUCAUAAAGCAGAGAGUGUGGUUAAUCUAAUUAGUGAACUACAGGAGCAGAUGUGUAAAUUCCAGGAGGAAAUCAGCAAUCGCAUUCAGGAGCAGAGGGCCCUGGAGAGCAUGGGGGACAGUAGCACACGCGAGGCUCUCGACCAGAGCCCCGAUGUGGGCCUUGGUGCCUCGGACGCUGAGGAAUGCAGCUGCCGCUGUAGAAGCGGAGGAGAGAAUGCAUUGCUACAAGAGCUUCGCCUUUUUAAGAACAAAGUUGAAGAACUGGAGGGAGAGAAAUCGCAAUAUGAGAGGAAGCUCAAAGCCACAAAGCUUUCUAUCACCUAUUCCCUCCAUGUCUGUUACCAGUCGCUCAUGACCAAACUUUCUACCCUGAAGCUCACGGUCGAGCACACUCAGGUAGAACGACAGCAUUGGGAGGAGCGCUGUCGGACAGCUCAGACUGAGAUUGCCAAACUCCAGCAGCUGCUUUCUACGAAAGAUGCAGAAAUCGAGUGUCUACAGAGUCAGCUUCUGUCCCGAGGAACCAUCAACAAUGACAUCACAGAGAGAGAGGAAGUGUAUAAGAAAAAGCUGAGAGACAAACAUCAAGAGUUACAGCGGUUAAAAACUGGAAUGGAGACGCUGAUAGCUGCCAAUAAUGAAAAGGAUCGCCACAUAGACGAACUCAAUGUUCUUUUGGGCCAGUACAGAAAAUUGAAGGAUGGCUUGGCCCUUUCUCAAGUGACCAACGAUACGUUGCUGUCUGGCAGCAGUGAAGAGGAUCUUUCUGGCAACCGAAAAAUAAGAGCCCUGACCCAUAGAGUGUACUCGGACAUCAUCAGAUCAGAACUGCAGAUGUCUUCCCGAGGCCCGUCGCCACUCCUGGUCUCUCCUCCAUGUCUUCAGAGGGAACUGGACUCCAGCUGUCACAGUAUACAGCCCUCCAUGGAGACCUCGAUGGUAUCCAUUGGCGAUUUGGGCUUUUACAGCAGACAAUGGUCAAUGCAGCGAAUGCUGUCCACCAGCUUGGAAGAGCUCCAAAGUGGAAGCUUACAGAUGCAUGUAGUGGGCCAACCAGUAGAGGCUGUUUUAGAGAACCGAUAUAAUCCAGAAAAUAACAAAUACCAGACGCUCCCGGGCAAGUUUAGUCGUCCAGAGCAGAAUGGAGUGAGACUUCUGGCGUCUUCCCCACUACAGCUGUCUCCUGAUGAAAGUGAAGACAGUGAAUUCAACCUAAGGCCGCGGGGAAAGCAUGAUCACUUUGUGGUUGGAAAGACCGAGAAGACAGAUGACUCAACCUUGUCUGACCUUUCGCCAAUGUCAUCUGGAGUAGAAUCAGGUCAACAGUCCCCUGUUUCACCAGAGCACAAGAAGAACCAGAAAGGCAUCCGAAAACUGUGGGGAAAGAUCAGGAGAACCCAGUCUGGCAGUCUUCCAGCUGACGGUUCGGAUUCGGAUUUUAAGAGAGGGGGUUUCAGAGCCACGGCUGGCCCACGACUCGCCUGCCUGGGCAUCGGUUCUUCAGCACGUGACAUGAACGCCCCCUUCUCGAAAUGGUCAUGUGAUCAGGUGUGUGCAUGGAUGGAGGACUCCGGCAUGGGUCAGUACGUGAAUAUGGCCAGACAGUGGGUGACUAGCGGUCAGACUCUACUCUCUGCCUCUUCGCAGGAUGUAGAGAAGGAUCUGGGAAUUAAACAUCCACUACACAGGAAGAAGCUCCAGCUGGCUCUGCGCUCCUUCAGCACCAAAAUCACAGAGAAAUCCUCUGAACUCGACCACAUCUGGGUCACACGAUGGCUGGAUGAUAUCGGAUUACCGCAGUAUAAAGACCAGUUUCAUGACGGACGUGUGGACGGUAGAAUGCUGCAGUACUUGACAGUGAAUGAUCUGCUGUUCAUGAAAGUCACCAGUCAACUUCAUCAUCUCAGCAUCAAGUGUGCUAUCCACGUCCUACAUGUAAACAAGUUCAACCCCAACUGCCUCAAAAGAAGACCUGGAGAUGAGAAUAAGACAUCCCCUUCUGAGGUCGUCCAGUGGUCCAAUCACCGUGUGAUGGAGUGGCUCAGAUCAGUUGACCUGGCAGAAUACGCCCCCAACCUGAGAGGCAGCGGAGUGCAUGGAGGACUUAUAAUCUUGGAACCUCGUUUUAACUCCGACACCCUUGCGCUGCUCCUGAACAUCCCCCCGCAGAAGACUCUGUUGAGGAGGCACCUGGCCACUAAUUUCAACACGCUGGUGGGCUCUCAGGCUCAGCAAGAGAAACAAGAGUUCCUGGAAUCAUCAAGCUACACGCCACUAACCACCACCGCAAAAGUCCGGGCACGUAAAAUAGGCUUCUCCAGUUUUGGCCACCGCAAGAAGCGCGCUGACGACUCCACAGACUACAUCUGCCCUCUGGAUGCAUCCCAAGCCCAGGCCCUGCUCAACGGGGCCAACCGGCCCUACAGCGGCUUCAGGGGCCUGAGCCCCAUCUUCGACAGGGACCCAGAGAGGCGGGAGCAGGUGGGAGCUCUACAGAUCUGACGCUUGCACCCAUAUCCCACAAAACCACGGCAACCUCCCAACGACACCCUGCUUCUGUUCAGUGCCAUUUUCUAACACCCCCAGCAUCCUUCAUUGACGGACACUAGACCGCAGUACGGACACUGCGGAAAGACUUGGAUCCAAGGGUUUAGUACAUCAUCUCACAAGGGAAACAGGGUUUAGUUGAACGCUUUUCCCAGAAUAGUGCCACUUCACCUGUGAUGAUACGGUCGACUCUAUAAUUUUUUUUGUGGAUCGUAAAAAAUGUAUUGAGAUUUAAAAGUAUUCCAUUUUUGUAACCCAACACCUACUGUUUCAAAAGACAGUGUGUACUAUCUUGUGCAAUAUUUGCAUAUUUUAGAGUUAUUUAAUGGUUUAUUUAUGGUGAAUUUUUAAGAGGCAUACAGACUACUACUUAAAUGCUCAGCAGCAGCAGCAGCGCAUUUUGACUAAUCUGAUGGUUAUUUUCAUACAAUGAAAUGCACAAGAGUAUUUUUAUAGGUAGAUAUCUUGCCUCUUCAGUUGAAGAUAGACUAAUGAUAUAUUUGCGAUAUAUAACGCAAAAUAUUGUUACAUAAACAAUAAACCUCCUCGAUCACA